AACGGCUUACAUCCAUUUAAGCAUUCUAUAUAUCACUCACUCUCGUAAAACCCUCACCCGAUUGAAACCUUUCUAGGGUUUAGACUUGCACUCUCUGCACACUGAGAGAGAGGGAGGGAGGGAGGCAAACAAAGCUUACGGAACCUAGCGGAAAAGGUUGCAGCUAUGGCUUUCUUUAGUAAAGCUGGGAAUGUACUCAAGCAGACAGUGAACAAGCGCAUCAAUUCAGAAAUUUUUGGGUCGAACCCUUCCAUCUUCCAAAUGAUACGAUGCAUGUCAUCUUCGAAACUCUUUGUUGGAGGAAUUGCAUAUAGUGCAGAUGACACAAGUUUGAGAGAAGCUUUCAACAAGUAUGGAGAGGUCGUUGAAGCAAGAGUCAUUGUAGAUCGUGAAACUGGUAGGUCCAGAGGGUUUGGCUUUGUUACUUACACUAGUGGCGAGGAGGCUUCUGCUGCUAUCCAGGCCUUGGAUGGACAGGAACUUCAUGGCCGUAGAGUAAGGGUGAACUUUGCAAAUGAUAGACCACCACGAAGUGGAGGCUUUGGUGGUGGGGGCUACGGUGGUGGCGGCUAUGGAGGAGGUGGUGGCGGUUAUGGCGGCGGCGGCGGCGGUUAUGGUGGUGGUGGUUAUGGCGGUGGUGAUAGCUAUGGAGGAGGGGGCAGUUAUGGGAACUAUGGAAGUGGAGGUGGGUAUGGUGGCAACAAUUAUGGAAGUGGAGGCAGCAAUUUUGCCCAAGGUGGCACUUGUGCAGGUGGAACUGGAACUGACAGUGGGAGCAGUGGCAAUUAUAGCAGCCAGAGUUUGGGUGUUGCUGGAGGUGGUGGCGGCAGUGAUAACUAUGUUAGCGGUGUUGGCAGUGAUGGUGGAGUGAAUAGCAAUUUCGGAAGUAGUGGAUUUGAGGGAAGGGAUCAAUUUGGUAGCAAUGAGAGCAACAACAUGGCUGAUGCUUCUGAGGAUUUGGACGAAGACGAUCCCAUAGAGGGGAACUAUGGGAAUGAUGAUGAGCCUGAUGACUAUGCCAACAAAAGGGCCUGAAAAGACUAGCUUGAAAAACUCACAAUCAUUGAGUAUACUACCAAGUCUUGUUAAUUGCUUUUACCCCUCCCUCUCUCUCUCUCUCUUUCUCUCUCUCUUUCAAUGUGAACUGCUACUUAUUUUGUCAAUGUUGGAUUCAAGCUUGUAAACUCCUGUGCUACAGUUUUAACUUACUAUAAAAUUUUCUAUUGAGAACUGUUACCCAUGGCGGUUCAGGUAAAGGUCUUAAA
Camellia sinensis is the source of this 1265-nucleotide messenger RNA. RefSeq lists its product as uncharacterized. Gene Ontology annotation, molecular function: RNA binding. NCBI's taxonomy places the organism in Eukaryota, Viridiplantae, Streptophyta, Magnoliopsida, Ericales, Theaceae. The record is from RefSeq and is a predicted model, not a curated record.